Messenger RNA from Arvicanthis niloticus (Nile rat), 2308 nucleotides. RefSeq names its product microspherule protein 1 (gene Mcrs1). Gene Ontology annotation, biological process: positive regulation of transcription by RNA polymerase II. Lineage: Eukaryota; Metazoa; Chordata; Mammalia; Rodentia; Muridae. Gene Ontology annotation, cellular component: Ino80 complex; NSL complex; MLL1 complex. The record is from RefSeq and is a predicted model, not a curated record. Gene Ontology annotation, molecular function: protein binding; G-quadruplex RNA binding.
AUGCUUGAGGUGGGGUGAGAUUUGUCUGGGAGUUGGUCUUGGUUCGCUACCACCGGCCUGUGGGGCUCAUAGCCAGAUCGCGAGAUCGGUGAAGUAGUAUGAAUUGAAGAGCUGACUAAAUUACCACUCCUCCCCCGAGUCCCCGAAACAGACCUGGACUGGUCCCUCACCUUGGGUGUGCUCUAGCGGGAGGAGGGACGGAAGGACAGGAAGGAGGGUUACUACUCUGCCUUAGUUGCUCAUGGGACUGGGCAACUUGACCGUCUUCUGUGGUACCCCCGUUUCCCAGCCGCAACCUGCGGAGCUGGGCGUGGAGCGUCCUUUCUGGCAGAGCCGGGACUUUGCUCUAAGGUCUAGCCACCCGAGUUAGGAGGGGCGGGGCCUGCUCACAGCCCUCCUGGAAAUCCAGUACCUGGGUUUUCCGUGGGUUCUGGAACCGGGGCUGCCAAAGCGACUCUCUUCUCGGCAUCCAAACUCACUUGGUCAGAACCCUUGGAUGAGCCCGUGGGACCCUUCUUCCUAGCCCUGUGGUCUGGAGCCAGAGGCUUUGGGACUGUGAGAGGAUGGACAAAGAUUCUCAGGGGCUGCUAGAUUCAUCCCUGAUGGCGUCAGGCACUGCCAGCCGCUCAGAGGAUGAGGAGUCACUGGCAGGGCAGAAGCGAGCUUCCUCUCAGGCCCUGGGUACUAUUCCUAAACGGAGAAGCUCCUCCAGGUUCAUCAAAAGGAAGAAGUUCGAUGAUGAACUGGUCGAGAGCAGUCUGGCCAAGUCCUCUACCCGGGUGAAGGGGGCCGGGGCCGUGGAGUCCGGCCGAUGCUCAGGGAGCGAGCCCUCCUCUAGUGAGAAGAAGAAGGUAGCCAAGGCUCCCAGUACUCCUGUAGCACCCAGCCCUGCCCCAACCCCUGGGCUUACCAAGCGUAUGAAGAAAAGCAAACAGCCACUUCAGGUGACCAAGGAUCUGGGCCGAUGGAAGCCUUCAGACGACCUCCUCCUCAUCAAUGCUGUGCUGCAGACUAAUGACCUGACAUCCGUCCACCUGGGUGUGAAGUUCAGCUGCCGCUUCACCCUUCGGGAAGUUCAGGAGCGCUGGUACGCCCUGCUCUACGACCCUGUCAUCUCCAAGCUGGCUUGCCAAGCCAUGAGACAGUUACACCCAGAAGCCAUUGCAGCCAUUCAGAGCAAGGCCCUGUUCAGCAAGGCUGAGGAGCAGCUGCUGAGCAAAGUAGGCUCGACCAGCCAGCCCACCUUGGAAACCUUCCAGGACUUGCUGCACAGACACCCUGAUGCCUUCUACCUGGCCCGGACUGCCAAGGCUCUGCAGGCCCACUGGCAGCUCAUGAAACAGUAUUACCUACUGGAGGAUCAGACAGUGCAGCCACUGCCUAAGGGGGACCAAGUGCUAAACUUCUCAGAUGCAGAGGACCUGAUUGACGACAGUAAGCUCAAGGACAUGAGAGAUGAAGUCCUGGAACAUGAGCUGACAGUGGCUGACCGGCGCCAGAAACGAGAGAUCCGGCAGCUGGAACAGGAGCUGCAUAAGUGGCAGGUGCUCGUGGACAGCAUCACAGGCAUGAGCUCUCCAGACUUCGACAACCAGACCCUGGCCGUGUUGCGAGGCCGUAUGGUGCGGUACCUAAUGCGCUCUCGUGAGAUAACCCUGGGCAGAGCAACCAAGGACAACCAGAUUGACGUGGACUUGUCUCUAGAAGGUCCAGCCUGGAAGAUCUCCCGAAAGCAAGGUGUCAUCAAGCUGAAAAACAAUGGUGACUUCUUCAUUGCUAAUGAGGGCCGGCGGCCCAUCUAUAUCGAUGGGCGCCCUGUGCUGUGUGGCUCCAAGUGGCGCCUUAGCAACAACUCUGUGGUGGAGAUCGCCAGCCUGCGGUUCGUCUUCCUCAUCAACCAGGACCUCACUGCCCUCAUCCGGGCUGAGGCCGCCAAGAUCACACCACAGUGAGGCGGUGUCAGAAACCAGGCCGUGCUCUGGCCUCAGUUUCCCCUGUCAUUCCAGCUCCCUUGAGCUGGGAACUCAGGCUCCUGGAAAACCCUUGUGCCCAGAGUGGGUAAUGGAGGCCCCACUGCUGGCCAUUGACUGAGCCUUUGCGGCAAGGUGGGGGUCACCAUGGGGAAGCCAGGAGAGGCUGGGACCCCUGUGCCUCCCCAGAGCCAGAGCCCCACCAUUGCCACGUGACUCCUGUGUCUCCCGUGGAUGAGCCCCACCAUUGCCACGUGACUCCUGUGUCUCCCGUGGAUCAGCUUUAGACCCCUCCCCCUUUUUGUUUUUUGUAAAUAAAAGUACUGAGUUCCAAAGUA